Molecule: messenger RNA, 2383 nt
Organism: Triticum urartu
Lineage: Eukaryota; Viridiplantae; Streptophyta; Magnoliopsida; Poales; Poaceae
Cellular component (GO): NSL complex
Source: RefSeq, a predicted model, not a curated record
ACACCCAGCCUCCAUGCGGCUCGACUCUACUUCCCCAUCUUCCGUCGGCCCGAGCCAUCCGGUCCUCCCUUCCUGCCCCUAGCCGAACUCCUCCGCUUUCCCCCAAAUCCGGCGAGAAUCUCGGCACGCCAUGACCUCCUCUUACCGGCCGGCCGCCACGAUGAGCCCGGAGGCGACGGCGCCAGUACCCAAGGUGGAGGCCGAGGCGGCGGCGACGGCGGCCCGAAACCCUAGCUCCCCCAGCGGCCCGCCGUCGCCGGAGAUGGAGGCCACGGCGGAGGCGCUCACGCGGGAGGAGGUGCUACGCCGGAGGCGCCGACGCACGGCGCGGCUCGUUGGUGUGUACCGCCGGCUGUACUGGGCGAUGGCAGAGGAGGUGCGCGCGCGGCACCGCCAGUACGUCUGGGAGCUCGGCCGCAGUCCGCUCGAGGCCGAGCAGCCCCCGUCGGCCGCGUGCUCGGAGGCGAAGCCUGGGCCGGCGGCGGUGCCGAGGAGGAAGAAGUGUGGGUUCACGGGCUGCAAGGUGCGGGCGAUGCCGAUGGCCAAGUACUGCCACUCCCACAUCCUCUCCGAUCCCAAUCAGGCCCUGUACAAGGGAUGCGGUCAAAUCAUCAAGAGUGGUGCACAGAUUGGGCAAAUUACUUGCAGCAGGCCCAUCCUAAAAGCUUCAGUUCCCUCCCUCUGCAAUGUUCAUUUGCAAAGAUCUCAGAAGAACAUAUCACAGGCUUAUAAGAAAGUUGGCUUUAAUCCACCCCCUAUUGGCCAGAUCUCCCCAGAUUUUAGUGUCUUAGUUGCCGAAUGUGUCCGUCAGAUCCAGGCCAGGAGGAGAGAAUCCCGAAGUGUUGUAGCAGGGAAGAAAUGCCCCAAAGAUGGGAAAGUUGGCUGAGCUAUACCCUGAGAUCUCAUUUGUUACAUAAACUGUAGGAAAAUGUCAGGCAUCCUGAGGUUUACCGAGUGUUGAUAACUAACCCUGCGGGUUACUGCACUCUUCCUUGAAAGAUAUGGAAUAUUGAAAAUAUAUGUGGCGUGCAGCUGUGCAUGACUGGAUGACAACAUGACCCUGAUGGUUGUCAGUUACAGCAAAUUUCAUAUGAAGAGUUUAUCCAACGAGCUAGUGGUGGAGUGUCAAGUAUCAAGGUUGAGGGUUCGCAAAAUGCACACAUGUCAGGAGAGCAUUUAUGUAUCAAAAUGCUUCUGAUGACUUCCUGAACAUGCUGCAGGAUUGCCAUGGUUAAUUUUAUUCAUCUUCUGAUGGUAAUUUAUCCUAAAUGAAGGCCUGAGUUAGAUUUACUGGGUCGGUUCAUUGCCAACUGCCGAUUUUGAAGAACAUGGUGAGUUGUGAAGCGUGUUCAGGUUUCACAUCCUGAAUUGGUUUUAAACUGAGUACCUCUUUUGAAGUAAAUAAUACUCCCUCCGUUCCUUGAUAUAAGGUGUAUAGAUUUUGUAGAAAAAGUUCGAAAUAUAAGGUGUCUUGCGUUGUACCACUCGUUUGAAUAUUUUUUUUAGGGAUUUGAUUACAUUUACUUAUAUUAGGCAAACUCCUCUAUUUUCUCAUGUCAAUUAGUCAGGUGUAAUCUCGCCCAAAACUUGUGAAAUUUUCACUCCACGUGCGUUCUUUAAUUUUCGUGCCAAAAACUAUACACCCUAUAUUUAGGAACGGAGGGAGUAUGCUUUUUUCAGCUUGGUAAUGUAUACUGUGUGAUGGCUGUCCUGUUAUUCAGCUUGGUGUUUCUUUAGAUAUGUUAUUGGAAAAUGUCCACCUUGUGAAGUAUACACCGUUCCUAUUUUUCCAGAUGAAAUCUUCAACCUUGUUUACGGCACAUACUUCUCCAGAAAGGAUUGAGAUUGUUGCUUUGUGCCAAGGAUGCUAUGGAGACAGUGGUUUUGUGCCAAUCCUGAAGGAGCCAUUCAAAUAAGGUACUAUGAGGAGGGAAUAGCAUGUACAUGUUGAUGUUUAUGACAUGGAUGAGGAGAGGGCAUGUACAUGUUGAUGUUUAUUUUUGCCUGAUUUAGUUGGAAUGGUUGCAUUGUACGGAAGAUGUCCACAGAGGACCCUGCAAGCAGUAUGAGAUGUUGCUGCAUUGCUGAUAUUGAUGCAAGGGAGGAGCCAUACAUACAAAGGAUAGUUGCCUGGUACUGCAAUCAAAUUUAGCAUCUUCGUUGCAUGAAUAGUUACUUAUGAAUUAAUGGAUGUUGUGGUACCAGCAACACAUGGAUGUGCAUGCUUAAGCUUAUAUCAAACUAGUGGACCUGUUGCGCCAAAUGGCGCAGAGGCACGCUAAAGCCAUGUCCGCGAUGAAAAAAGUUCCAUGGUUUAAUCCCCUCUAAUAGGAAACAGUGGAAUGUUGUGUAUAAUGAUAUGAAUAUACACGGCUUAACUUAA